This is a messenger RNA of Saxophila tyrrhenica, 1482 nucleotides long. RefSeq lists its product as uncharacterized. The record is from RefSeq and is a predicted model, not a curated record. NCBI's taxonomy places the organism in Eukaryota, Fungi, Ascomycota, Dothideomycetes, Mycosphaerellales, Extremaceae. The coding region runs from base 1 to 1482 and encodes 493 amino acids. The transcript is spliced from 2 exons. Gene Ontology annotation, molecular function: metalloexopeptidase activity. Gene Ontology annotation, biological process: proteolysis.
AUGCCUAAUGAAAUCGUUGCUAUGCUUGUUACGACUUUUCUGCUCUUUCCGACCACGGAUGCGGUGCUACAUGGUAAUGUAUACACCCAUAAGGAUACUUGGCCAUCCCCUGCGAUCGGCUCCCCGUUACGCCCACAACGACCUAGUCUUGAGCUGCAGGAGAUGCUGGCAGAGAUCGAUCCAGAGCGGAUCGAACACACUGUCACGACGCUAGUCGGUUUCCGUACCCGACACACUCUUUCGACGCAGGAGUCAUCGACUGAAGGCAUCGGCGCGGCUCGGGACUGGAUAUACCAUACCAUGAAGGCCAACGCUGGGACAUCCGACGGGACCGUCGAUGUAUAUCUGAACAGCUACAUCCAAGAAGCCGCGGAAUUCUAUCCAUUUUCUGUAAAUGUCAGCAACGUGGUCACUCAAGUCAACGGUACCGUGGACCCUUCGCGAGCCUACGUCGUCACCGCGCAUUACGACAGUCGCAGACUGGACCUUAUGGAUUUCACUGGUGACGCCCCUGGAGCCGACGACGAUGCUACCGGUGUAGCGGUCGUUAUGGAGCUAGCUCGGGUAAUGACAAAACGAAAACCGAAAGCGACUGUCGUCUUCGCCGCUACCGCAGGUGAGGAGCAGGGGUAUCAAGGUGCGUCCGGCUCGGCUCACCUAGCUCGCACCCUGAGGCAUGCUGGUUACGAUGUUCAAGGGAAUUGGAACAACGACAUCGUUGGGACCGGCAAGAACACGCCCUUCUCAGCCGUGAACGACUUCAUCGUCCGUGUUUUCGGCGCGAGUAUCUACUACCCUAACACUAGCUCAGCGCAACUCCGAGAACAAUAUAGUGUUUUCGGCGACUGGAACGAUUCCCCGGCCCACAACCUUGGUCGCUUCAUCCGAGAGAUUGCGGCAGGCGCCGCACGCGCGCUCCGCAUGAGGGUAGAGCUUGUUUACCGUCCCGACAGGAUGGGCAGGGGCGGUGAUCAUUAUAGCUUUCUGGCGGAAGGGUUUCCAGCGGUGAGGUUUACGGAAAGUGUGGAAGACUUUGCACAUCAGCACCAGGACCCUCGGGUAGAGAAUGGGGUUCAGUUCGGCGACCUGUUGGAGUUCGUCGAUUUCGAAUAUACGACUCGCGUGGCUCGCACGAAUCUUGCGAGUAUGUGGUCAGCUGCAAACGCCCCUUCGACCCCCCGAAAUGUUGGUAUCAGCAUGUCUGUUGGUGCCUUGGCGUCGAAUCGCUCAGCGCGAGUAGAGGAUUUGUCAAACAAAAGCCAGUUCUGUUGGGCAACGGGCCACGAUAGCCUAGCAGUAGGGUAUGAGCUCGUAUGGCGGCCCUCUGGCUCCCUGGAUUGGACGCAUUAUCUGAACGUCGGGCACAGAGGGACGGUGACAGUAGACCUACCCAAGGAUGACUUGCAAUUUGGCGUGAGAGCGGUUGGUAAGAACAACAUGAAGAGUCCAGCGGUACUCCCAGUACCAAUCGAUAGCUGUUGA